This is a messenger RNA of Gadus chalcogrammus (walleye pollock), 1118 nucleotides long. RefSeq names its product chromosome 12 C8orf82 homolog (gene c12h8orf82). Bases 433 to 1107 code for a protein of 224 amino acids. NCBI's taxonomy places the organism in Eukaryota, Metazoa, Chordata, Actinopteri, Gadiformes, Gadidae. The record is from RefSeq and is a predicted model, not a curated record. The transcript has 4 exons.
UCCCGUUGGUGUUUUGCCUUGUUUUGUACAAUUGGCCUUGUAUUGACAGUAAACAAUGUCGAAACAAUAGCUUGUAUAAUUUACUUACUUUUGUUACAAACUAUCGUUACGCAACAGGAGAAUGGAGUAUUGUUCAAAUGUCUCUACUCUGUGUAGUUGAUACCACAAAAAGAGCCAAUUAAAACCCCUAUAAUAUACACUUACUGCCUGCUGUUUGAGAUCCGAAGUUAAAAGUCCAAAUAUCUCUCCAUUUUGUUUGAGCUCGCACGCCUUUCUGUGUAGGAAAAAUGUAGUUUUCAGGGUAGGUCUACAGGUAGAAAGAUAGACCGCCACCAAGCCGACGGGGGAGGAAGGCGGAAGUCAGGAUUCACAGGUGCACUACAGCUGCGUUUAUGAACAAUAUUGACAGAACAUUUGAUCUUCGGAGGAAGCAUGCUGUGCGCCGCUGCUCUGCGGAACCUGCGGAGCUUCACUUCACCUGUGCGGUGCUGUUUGCGGUCCAUAGUCACUUAUGUUCAGGGCCAGAGCCCCGAACCUCGCAUCCGUGAAUACUUUUAUUAUAUUGACCACCAAGGACAGCUGUUCCUUGAUGACACGAAAGUGAAGAACUUUGUGACUUGCUUUAAAGACCAGAAGUUCUUGGUGUUCUUCUUCAGCCGACUGCGUAGCAACCAGGGCGGCCGCUACAGUGAACACUUCCCCUUCCUGUCGCUGUGCGGACGCGAGAGGAACUUUGUGCGCUGCGACGACCGGCCCCUGGUCUUCACACACCUGCUGCCGCCCCCGACGGACGAGCUGGCCCCGGGGCCGGGCCCCGAUAUGCUGUCGUACUGCGGGGGAGGUGAGCAGCUCAGCGCACUGUUCCGCCCGGAGGCCCUCUACAUGCACCCGGCCAGUGGACGUGUCUAUCACCCCUGUCCGGAGCUGGCUGGAGGGGUGGGCCUGGUUCGGUCGGCCCUGGCUAUCGAGCUCAGCCCCUUCUUCCUCUACGAGCAGCAUGGCCAAGAGGAGCAGCCAACGCACUUCCUGUGGGCGGGGGGUCGGCAUGUACUGACCAAUGAGCUGGCCAUGUUCUUCCCCAGGGAGGAGGGGCAGCGCAGCGGGUGAACAAAAAGAAA